Messenger RNA from Euleptes europaea (tarantolino), 6080 nucleotides. RefSeq names its product formin 1 (gene FMN1). Gene Ontology annotation, cellular component: nucleus; cytoplasm; actin filament. Lineage: Eukaryota; Metazoa; Chordata; Lepidosauria; Squamata; Sphaerodactylidae. Gene Ontology annotation, biological process: actin nucleation. The record is from RefSeq and is a predicted model, not a curated record. The coding region runs from base 36 to 5759 and encodes 1907 amino acids. The transcript is spliced from 19 exons. Gene Ontology annotation, molecular function: microtubule binding.
CAUAACUUAAAUGCAUGAAAAAUUAGGCAAACACAAUGGAAGGCACUCAUACUGCACUCCAGUUGCACAGACCCAUUAUGGAGCUUUGCUACGUCAGUUUCUGUCUCCCAAAGGGAAAAGUCAGAGGAUUCACAUACAAGGGUUGUGUUACUCUAGACAGAUCCAAUAAACGUUUUCAUAACUGCUAUCAAGUGAGGGAAGGCUCAGAGGCGGCAGGAUCAAGUGGGCAAGCCUACGAAAACAUUGGAGACAUCUUCUUCAAGCAAACUCCUACUAAGGAUAUUCUCGCUGAGCUGUAUAAGCUAAAUGCUGAAAAGGAGAAGCUAUUAGCCACUUUGCUGAGUUCCAGCCACAUUCUAGGAGUUAAAAUGGGAAAUCAGGAUGGAAAGCUAGAAGGAGUGUCUCAGAGUCUUGCGUAUAACGAUGAGGAUAACCUGGGUUUCAGCGAUCAACAAGAAGCUUUUUUGGGAUCUGUGGAAAUUAAGCCCACCCUGAAAAACAAAAAGGCAAGAAAAUUUAGCAAACGGAGAGAGAGCAUUGAGGAUUUUAUAAACAAAAAAAUAAAAAGAAAGGUCCCUGCAGUUUUGGAUCAUUCAGCAUCGAAAAGCAAAGACAUUUUGUUGGGAUGUGACAAACAGAGUUCUUCCAGACAUCCUGGUAAUAUUUCUUCUAGUUCUUAUCAGGCAAAAACCGCAGGCCAAGAUGAUUUAUCAUCAGAUAUUAAUAUACCACCAGAAAGAUCAAGAAGAGACUGGCUUUUGCUUGAGGACACUUGGGCUUUUGGCUCUGAUACAGACCUCUCUGUUUCUUUUUCUGAAUAUGACAAUGAUGUGUUGGGACACUGUUUUGCACAUUCCAGCCAUAGUCUGUUAGAAGAUGUAGAGGGUACCCUUAAAGUGAUGCAAGAGCAGCCAAGCAGCCUUUUAAUGCACAAUUUCCAAGAAAUAGCACCCAACAAAUCUGAGACCUUUGAUAUGGCUGCUACAUCAAAAAGACUACACAGUGAGAAUCGUAUCGCGGAGGUUGGCAACACCAAACUUGAUGUUAGAGAGCAUUCAAAAGUACAGAACGAAGAACACCUACAGAGAGCCUUAAAAAGCCCUGUAGAAUGUGGCCAAAGAGUGUACAGUAGCAAAGAAUGUAUUAAUAGUGUAUUUGCCCCUGAGAUACAAGAAAAAGAUUGUGAAGGCUCUGUCCAACAAUAUGAAAGAGAACAAGAGCAUGUUAUUGAUGAAUCAUGCAAGCUGGCGGGAGCAGUCAAUAAAACCCUACUGAAAGUUAUACAAAAUGACAGGUUAGAUGAGACUGCAGAAUGGAAAAGAUUACAGCAUCUUACAGGAGCAGAAAGGAAACCCUCAGGCUUGGGAUAUGAAAAAAGAGCUACAGUCCCCCGGGAGAGCAGCAGACAUUUGUCUUUACACUUGCCAGUAGGUUUGAAUCCUGAUAUUUGUCAGACAAGGACCAAUGUUAAACAAGAAGAUAAAAGGAAGCCAUCUCCUCCUUUAGUAGCAGUUAGCAAUGUUUUUAAUAAUUCAUAUCCAGCAUCAAAUAUACACAAGCAGAUGUCUCCUCCUUCGUCCUCAGGACUGCCUAGCCCACAGUUCCACCACAGAAUACUUCCAUUGCCUACACCAGACGCUGCAGAAGAAUCUGGGUUUGGUGACCCCAAAAGUUCAAAAUACUAUAUUACAAAUCUCCUUUUGGAUAGAGAUUUGGAAGCACACCCUCUGAAGUUUUAUGAAUCUGAACAUUCCGGACUCUUUAUGAGACAACCAAACAUACAUCAAGGUGCUACAGAGGACCUUUUGAAGGAAAGCAUCCCUACAGAAAAAGCUAAUAUCCAACUACAUUCAGGUAUUCCAACAGAGGCUGAUUUGAAGAAUGGCAUCUCAGAACAGGCAUCUAAUGUACAUGUCACAAAUAGAGAUGAGGAUGCCUGGGUUUUAAGUUACAGGUUGGGACAGUCUAAUUCACCAGCUUGUUGCAGUGAGUCCGGAAGAGCUGAAAGACAUUUACUGCACCUAGACUUAAAGGAAUAUAAGAGCAACUGUGAUUUGCCCAACAUGGAGGCAAAGCAAACUUCUGAUUGCAACAAGCUCGUAGAGAGUACAGUGAAAGCUGAACCAGGCCAGACUCCCUUCACUAAACUUUCUGUGAAAGCGUUUUUUGGAUUUCCAGAUAAACUAGACUCCAGAGCAUCAGAAGAGCAAGCAGUUCUUAAAAGAUUUCAAAAUGUCAAUGGUGACGUCCAUAUUGACAGCCAGGAAGAGGGGAGCAACAUUGGUGGUGAAGAGGAUCCUAGAAUAGCUGGUCUACUGCCAGAAGUACUACAAUCUCAAUGUGAAAUGCCACAAAGCAUAAACGAUGCUCAAACUACUCUGGAUGCUGGUACUGGCAGCUUGUUUGCCUUAGAGACCAAUGCCACUGCCUCCAUGUCCUCAGGGGUGCCGAGUGCCUCGGGUGACACUGAAGCUGAUGUUGGCAGCACAAUUGACUCGGAAGCCAGCGCUGGUGUCCAAGAUAACUGUGAGGCUGAUACUGGCAGCCCGGCUGACCUGGGACUGAUGGAGCCUGAACAGAAUGAGCCGUUUCUUUGUAGUACCGAGUCAAUACAUUCGCCUUUGUCUGAAUUCAGCAGAAAAAAUGGGAAGGAUGUCAUUCUUGCUCAGGGUACUUUGGUUCACACAACAAGUGACACAGAGUCGGACAAUGAGGCCACAGAUCUACACUGUGAUGAAAAAGCAAUCCACAAUUCUGUGAUCGACAGUGCCGUGACUUUGCAGGAUAAUGACCAGAACAAGGAAGAGCAGGAAACAGAAGGAUGUAGACAAACUGAUGGUACUACGAGUGGAGACAAAAUAGAACCAUCUCUACCAACUUCUAAAUUGCCUGUAAAAGAAAUGGAUGAUACCAUACAGGAAAUCGGCUUCAAUAGUGAAAACAUAAUGCUAGGAGAUGAGGACAGUAUUAGCCUGCCUGCUACAGGAGAAGAUGCUCAGGAGUCUGGAGAAGAGCAAGGAUCUCUGGCAAGCAGUUCUAGUAGUGUAUCUAUCCAAAAACCAACUGCAACUGAAAAGUCCUUUCAGCUUCCUGCCUUCUUUAGUGGAUUACGUGUACGGAAAAAAGGGCAGCCCAGAGAUCUGGGGGAAAGUGUAACUGAAAUCAAACAGAAGGACGGUGAUUUGACUAUCCUUAAAUUAAGGCAACCUGUUAAGAAAUCCCAUAUUGCACCUGAUCAGUUCUCUAAGAGGAAAUUAACUGAGCCUAAAGCUAGUCCAACUUUUUUGGAACAACUCUCUCAACUUUUAGGGCCUAAAAAUGAUGAUAAAGAUUCUAAUGAGGUAACAAGUGAAUCUGGAGGCAGCGAUGACGGUCAAGAAAGCAAAUCUGCUGUGCGACCAGAACCUUCACUCCCCCCUGAAGAAGUCAAACCAAGUCCUGCUGAAUCAGCUCUGGAUGCAUUCAAAGCUUUAUUCACACGCCCUCCCAAAAAAGAAACAACUGCAGACACUUCAGAGCUAGAAGCCAUAAAACGCAAAAUGAGACAUGAAAAGGAAUCUUUGAAAGCAGUAUUUGAAAGGUCAAUAACGAAAGCUGGGGAUGGAGCAAGCGAUACAAAACCAACUGAUGCAAGUUCCUCGGAACAGGAUGACAAGACUCCAGGAAGACUCCAGACUAUCUGGCCACCACCCAAAGCAAAAGAUGAAGAAGAGAAAGUUGGAUUAAAGUAUACUGAAGCAGAAUAUCAUGCUGCUAUUUUGCACUUAAAGAAGGAGCACAAAGGUGAAAUUGAAAAACUGAAGUCUGAGUUUGAACUCAAAGCCUUUCAUAUUCGAGGAGAGCAUGCUUUGUCAACUGCAAAGCUUGAGGAAAACAUUGCAAAUUUAAAAAAUGAACUGGAGAAAAUAUUAUACAAGAGAAGUGAGGAAGCAAAAGAUGCCUGUGUAUCCACUGAAGAUGACUACCCACCAAAGACAUACAGAAAUGUAUGCAUACAAACGGACAGGGAAACUUUUAUAAAGCCAAGUGAAGAUGAAAACCGGACAGUCAAGAGUAACCAAACGAUACCUAAGAAGCUUAAUAUAUCUUGCUUGAAUAACAGUAUUUCUGCCUCAAUUGAUCAUAAGGAAACUUGCAGUUCAGGCUAUGCCUCAGGAAGGUUUCCACCAUCACCACCUCCUCCUCCUCCACCACCACCACCUCCACCACCUCCUCCACCACCACCUCCUCCACCUGGUCCAAUUCCUUCAGCACCAGGCUUCGAAACCUCCUAUCCACCGCCACCACCUCCACUUCCUAUACCUUUGGCGACUCAUCACCUUCUACCACCUCCACCACCAGGGCCUCCUCCACUGGGAGGGGGACCGCCUCCUCCUCCACCUCUUGGUAGCAUGUUAUCAAACCAAAGUCCUCGAAAACCUGCUGUUGAACCCACCUGCCCCAUGAAGCCGCUGUACUGGACUAGAAUACAAAUCAAAGAUUGCAGCCCAAAUGUAGGACCAACUCUGUGGGAGUCAUUAGAAGAACCCAAUAUAUGCGAUACUACGGAAUUUGAAAAUUUAUUCUCCAAAGAAACAGCUCAGGAAAAGAAAAAACCUUUAUCAGAUUCUUAUGGAAAGAGAGCAAAAACCAAAAAGAUUAUCAAACUGUUGGAUGGAAAGAGAUCUCAAACUGUAGGAAUUUUGAUAUCAAGUUUGCAUUUGGAGAUGAAGGACAUACAACAAGCUAUACUGAAUUUGGAUGAUUCAGUAGUAGACCUAGAAACACUGGAAGCACUGUAUGAAAAUAGAGCACAAAGUGACGAACUGGAGAAAAUAAAGAAGUAUUAUGACACUUCAAAAGAAGAAGAAGUAAAACUCCUGGACAAACCAGAACAGUUUUUGUAUGAAUUAUCCCAGAUUUCCAAUUUUGCAGAACGGGCCCAGUGUAUAAUCUUCCAAUCAGUUUUCAAUGAGGGGAUAACUGCAGUGCACCGUAAAGUGGACAUUAUUAAUCGUGUUUCCAAGGAGUUGCUGGACAUGAAAACUGUGAAAGAAGUUUUGGGUUUGAUUCUGGCUUUUGGGAAUUACAUGAAUGGAGGAAAUAGGACACGUGGUCAAGCAGAUGGUUUCUGUUUGGAAAUACUCCCCAAACUUAAGGAUGUAAAAAGUAGAGAUGCUAGAAUUAAUCUUGUGGAUUAUGUUGUGACGUAUUUCCUACGCCAUUAUGACAAGGAAGCAGGGACAGACAAGAGUGUGUUUCCUUUACCAGAACCACAGGAUUUCUUCCAGGCAUCCCAAUUAAAAUUUGAAGAUUUAAUAAAAGACUUAAGAAAACUGAAGAGAGAUCUCGAAGUUUGUGAAAAGCAGAUGAAAGUGGUUUUCAGAGACUCACCAGAAGAUCAUCUCCAGCCCUUUAAGGAUAAAUUGGAAGAUUUUUUUCUUAAAGCUGUAGAAGAACAUAAGUUCGAGGAGAGCCAUUUGGAGAAUGCACAAAAAUGCUUUGAAGAAAUGGUGAGAUAUUUUGGGAUAAAGCCAAAGUCUGGUGAGAAGGAGAUCACGCCAAACUACGUUUUCACGGUAUGGUACGAGUUCUGCAGUGACUUUAAGGCCAUUUGGAAACGAGAGAGCAAAAGCAUUUCCAAAGAAAGACUCAAAGUGGCCCAGCAAUCAGUGAGCAAGUUAACUGCAGAAAAGAAGGUGGAAACAAAGAAAAUCAAUCCCACUGCCAGUCUGAAAGAAAGACUACGUCAGAAAGAAGCCAAUGUGACCACCAACUGAAAGAAGACACAUGAAAAUAAUGACAGUGUGACUUAAUACCUAGCAUGAUGCUUCACUCUGCGCAUCUCCCUAGGGAGCACCUUAUUGUAGAUGUUAUGGAGUUUUGCUUUGCUCUUCCUUUACUCAGACAAUCCACAAAAGACUUCUCAAUCCCUUGGUUUACACUGAAGAGGAGACAUGAAGAAGUUUGUUUACAUGUGAAUUAUGAAGAGUUUUGUAUAACACUUCCCUUAUGUGGCUUUAAAUGCAGCUCUUUUCCUGGAGGUUAUUUGAGUACUCUAUGCAAAAUGUGCAAGUUGUUGUAGAAGGGGGACAAAAUCA